AUGCAUCCUUCCACCCUCUUAGCCGCCAUCAUCCUAGUACACCUCUCCGUCGUGUCUGGCCUACCCAUCGCCUCCCUCCCUCGCGAAACUGCCUCGAUCUAUUCCCAUGCGCCGAACGCGCUCCCCACUCGCAACCCAGGCCAGAUCGCCAAGGCCGACGACGUGCCACGCAAGUACACUACUUCACCCUCCACAUCAUCACAACCAAAAUCUUUCGAUCACGUAGCUUCGGUAUUAGCGAGCAAGUUGUCGGCGAUCAAUCACCAACUCUCGAGGUUCCCGAUCGUGCAGCCACAAUCGACGGCGGAGGGGAAAGGCGCCAAGCCGAUGAAGUCGAGCACGAAGAGGAGGAUGGAAAAGCCUACUACGACGCAUAAACAUAGUACGUUGCAAAGUGUCUAAAUUCGAAGGAAAGAUUGGGUUUGGCUUACACUGAGUUGUGUUUGGCCCACAGAGCACCAUCACAAAGCGACUUCCGAGAAAGAGGCUGUUCAUCCCAGGUCGAGUCUAAGACUCCGAGCCGUUCAUAGUGAGUCAGAAUGCCUAGCUCCAGAAGUCAUCUUUCCGAAGCUCAUUUCCGCCUCUUUAAUUUGCAAACAGGUGCGGUGA
Molecule: messenger RNA, 609 nt
Organism: Microbotryum saponariae
Lineage: Eukaryota; Fungi; Basidiomycota; Microbotryomycetes; Microbotryales; Microbotryaceae
Source: the annotation of a GenBank genome assembly